Messenger RNA from [Torrubiella] hemipterigena, 4257 nucleotides. Lineage: Eukaryota; Fungi; Ascomycota; Sordariomycetes; Hypocreales; Clavicipitaceae. The record is from the annotation of a GenBank genome assembly.
AUGGCCGAUUCGAAUGACACGCUCCAAAGCAAACACGCCUUCAGUCCUUUAAACCUUCGAUCAGAUAAAGAGAAUGCGACAGCAGAGCCCAUCUUCCCAAUGAAUCCACCGACUCAGUCUUCGCCUCGCAAACAGCAGGCGCCAACUAGCGCUGCCAACGAAGGUGCCAUUCAUGCAGCUCCGUUGAGCCAUGCUGGCGCUUCUCAUCACCCUGCCGACGAUAGCCUGCUCGAUAUGCCGCACAUCGAUACCAGCACCUUUGUCGACCAAACUAUUUCCGAAGAAGCUGUUCGCCAGCACUUUCAAGAUGUCGAGUCCAGCUUUCUCCCCACACUCUCUCCUAUACCGACGGGAACCACGGGCCCAAACCCUGGCGCCGAUGAUACCUUCUUGUUUGACUCCCCGCAAAAAACAGACCCCAAACAGAGCUCCGAUGCCGAUACGACCCUGGCUAGUCAGACAAUAUCCAACCUCGAAAAUCUAGACUCGUCGCCUACUGCGGCUGCCGCUGCUAGAACUAUUUCUCGAGCCGUUAGUAUGGCAAGCACUGCUGCGCGCAACACGACCCAGUACGAUGAGACAGGCGUCGAUACGCAGGGCGAUUCCUUCGUCUCCAAUGGCGGAAGCUUCGAUGGUCGGCUUGGCUCAUCCAAUGCCCAAUCCGAUAUGCUGGACGCUGGAAACACGCCAGGAUUCGGUCUUCGAACCCGCCGACCAAAAUAUGUCCGCAGUCGCUUUGCCAGCCAGCGCUCUUCCACGUCGUCCUUCAUUACCAACCCGGAAUCACAAGAAGGCAGUGAUGCAACCGCUAGCUUCGAUGUUGACUUUGCUUUACAAACAGGCGGCGCUAUGCCCUCUUUUGGCGCUUCUCGACAGGUCAGCAACCCCAUGCCUAGAUCCAUCAGUAUUGGAAGCAUGGCGUCAGGCUUGGGUAUUGAUGACUAUGCCGAUAAUAACGGUCGCCAUCUUGGAACUGUCCGAGAAGUUGAGAGCCCGUCGCGCGGUCGUUCUACCGAGGAUCUAUUAAAAACACCGAAACCGUCCCGGGAUAACCUCAAUGCACCCACAGAUACUGUCAUCGCUCAACAUGUCAAGAAUGUCCAUGUUCCAGAAUCCAUGGCAAAAGAGUUCAAAUUCAAGAACAAUCUCGAGACACCGUACAAGCCAGCGAGCCUUAGCUCAGCUGGUACUACAUCAAGAGCCGGCAAGAACCUGACACUCAAAGAGCAGAGCAGCACUAUUGAGCGCCUGUCCAAGGAGAACUUUGACCUAAAGCUCAAAGUCAUGUUCCUCAGCGAUCGCCUAGACAAGCUUUCGGAAGAGGGCAUCAAGGAAAUGAUUUCCGAGAACGUGGAAUUGAAGACCAACUUGGCAGUCCUACAACGAGACAACAAGAUGCUACGCAAGCGCGUCAAGGAGCUCGAAAAGAAGAUCAAAGACGAUGAGGAAAGGCCAAACACAUCACAGAGCGCAACCUCGUCCGGAGGCCACACCGUCAAGAUGUCCGAGGAAGAGGCAUACGAGCGGGAGCAAGAAUUACUCUUUCUCCGCGAACGAGUCGAGGAAUAUGCAAUCGAGGUGGAACGCCUGCGAAGUGAGAGCUUAGCGCGCGAAUCUGAAAAGAGAAGCUUGACAGAUAUUGUCAAGUCGCUAAGUGAACGAGCAGGCGAGCAUACGCAGCGCGACGUCGAUGUUGACACAUUGAAUGAGCUACUCCAGCAGGAAGAGAGAUUCCGUAGCGCAGCCGAACAUUCAAAUGAUUUGCUCCGCGAAGAAGUAUUUCAGCUCAAGAAGGAGCUUGCCGGUCUCCAGACAUCUACGCCACACACUACCAACAUCUUUAAUAUCAGAAAGCAGCGUGAAAAGAGUGGUCCCGGUAGCCGCUCGUCAUCGCGCGUCUCUGGAGAUGGCUCUCAUGCCAACUUCAGUGCUGCCAACACGCUUGUUGAUGAGCUUAGGCGCGAAGCCGAACACCUCCGCCGCGAAAACAGCGACUUGCGCCGUGAGAAUAGCGCGCAAGUCUCUAUGCUAGCCUCAAGACACCGCGAGAAGGAGCACCUAAGCGAACAGAUUGAAGAGCUCAAGAUGCGUCGUGGCGAUGGCGCCAUGUCGACGACGACGGAUAGCAUCCUGGAGCGAUCGGCAUCAAGAGCCGGUGUCCGUGACAUGUCACCCACUCGCAGCGGCGCAGGCGGCGUACCUGUUUUCGACGAUAACGACCGUGAAGAGCUAGAGAACAAAGUCGCUGAAUUGCGUGACAAGAUCAAUGAAAUCACGUUGGAGAAGCAAGAAAUGCAGCGAGAGUUUGACCACUUUGCUGCCGAGUAUGACUCCAUGGCUCAUGGCAAACAGGUCGCCGAAGAUGCCUUUACGGAUGUCCAGGAAGAACUUCAGGAUCUCAGAGCAAAGGCUGAACAGCUUCAGCUUGAGCAUGAAGAAGCUUUACGGGAACUACACGACAUGGAACUUGAGGUGCAGCGUAUAGAGCGCGAGGCCGAUAACGACUUUGAAGUCGUGCAGCUUGAAUUCGAUCACAAGGAUGAGACUAUCCAACAGCUAGAAACAGACCUUGCGAUUCGGGAUGAGGACAUGCAGGCGCUACAAGGCGAGAUGCGCAAGAUGAGCGAGUCAGUAGUGCGAUUGGAGGAUGCCAAGGCCUACAAUGAACGACUUAUAGUCCAGCGGGAGCAAGAGCUUGACGUUUCUAACAAGGAGGUAGAGGAUGCCGAACGCAAGCUUACAGAGGCGAAUGAUAAGAACAAGCGUCUCAAUAUUCAACUCGAGUCAUCACAGUCCGAAGUCAGCUUCCUACGUGAUGAGCAAGAGUCUGACAAAGUUCGCAUCGGCGAGCUGGAGGCGGCUAUUGCCAAUACAGAACAGUCGUUGCGAGACGAAAAGGAGCGGGUCCGAGAACUUGACGAUCGUCUACAGGGUGAGCGUGUGCAGCGUGAGCUAGUAGCAACCAAGGAGAAGGAGGAUGUGCAACAGUUUGUCAAUGAACUGAACCGCGAGGCAUCUGCCGCCAAGGAUGAAGCGAAACGACUGCGUAAGAAUCUGUCGGCACGCGAAAUCGAGGCGACGGAGUGGAAGGAGAGAUUGAUGGAGUUGGAGAACAAUCUACGAGAAGCAUUGGGCGACUUGAAUGGUACACGGUCAUCCUUGCUCAAAUCGAUCGCGAAUCUGCAAAGAGAGCUUGAGAGUACUCUUCGCGAACUCGACUCUACCAAGGCAUCCAUGUCAGAGAAGGAGCGCAUCAUUACGCAGCGCGAUGCUCUUCUGGAGUCCCAUGCUCUCGAGACCAAGAAGAUGAAUGAUGCCCUUGAGAAGGAACGGGGCGCACACAAGGCCACCAAGACCCAGUUUGAAACGUUCCAAAAGACUCACCAACACCUUUCCAAGACUGCAACCAACCAAGACUCACGCAUUGCAGAGUUGGAAAGUACGAGAGGUCAGGAACGCCGCAAGCUGCUAUCGUUGGAGCAGACAGCCAGAGACCAGCUUGCAGAGCGCAACGAGCUGCUCCUCAUCCUUUGGCGCCGACUUAGCACACUGUGCGGUCGUGAAUGGGCCAACAGCCAUGCUCUGGUGGACAAGCAAGUUCUACCCUCGCUGGAAGUCAUUGCCAGUCGUCUACCUGGCUUUUCCAAGAACUUGCUGGCCGCUGUCAAGGCCAUUGAGCUGAUGCUCGGUUCUUUUGAAGCCAAGAUCAAGUCUGUUGAGCGAGACUUGACUCGCGAGUACCAGGCUCUGGAGAGCAAUCUUGACUUGCGCACCAAGAAGCUUGACCGCCUCGAAAUCAUGGUUCGCAGCACUGCAGCUGCCGGCUCCCUUUCGCAGGACGGGAGGCAGCGCAUGCAGCGGCUCGAAGACGCAUACAGACAACUCAAGGUGGAGAAUGCCACGUUGCGCACAGCAAAUGACGUGCGGCUUCGCGCUUCCCAACCUGGUCGUGAAUCUGGCCGGCUCAGCUCCAAUGGCUCGCCGGCGCCCUCAAUUCAUCGUGGUCCGAUCGAUAAGGACAAGGGCUCGUUGACUAAGAGUCAGACGGAUGUUGCGCUAAGUAACAGCGAGAGUAGCAACGCUGGCAACGACAACCGAUGGUUGUUGCGCCUGCGAGACAUGGAGUACAAGCUCAAGAUGGAGCGAGAGGGCCGUAACCAGGAUCGACAGGCAGCUCGACAGCGUCUGGGUGGCCUGGAGACGGAGAAUAAAGAGCUGAGGGAUCGUGUGCGUCGAUCAGGCAGCACGGGCGAGUAG